GCAUUGCGCAUUGUCAAGAAUUGUCCUCUUUGUAGAGAAAGCAUCGUCCACCAGCCCCAGUUCUCCCAGCUGUUUAUCAUAACCAGGUUAUCCCGAUUUAUUCACUGAUACUUAUACACCGUAGUGGACUCAAUCGAUUGCUUCCGUUUGACCUUCCCCACCGCCAUUCCCGUGACACCCUUGCAUACUUAAACUUUGGCCAGCAUUCCCAUACUCACGUUGACUGCACAUACUGAUUUCGCACAGGUACCCCUUGUUUUGUUCCCCAGAUCAACUCACUAAAAAUACCUCAUACGAUGACAGAAAGUCCCAGGAAGAUUCCGUUGAAGCCUGAAAAGUCAGCGAAAACGAUAGCCAAAAAAGGCCCAUAUGCAACCAAGAAGAGUUCCAGUCGUCGAUUUAGCAUUAUGAGCAACUCUGGUUCCGACUCAGACUCAGAGUCGGACUCAGAAUCCGAGUCCUCAUAUGACGACCACAUCUACCUGAACAAGAAUAAAUCUUUUGCCAGCGCUAAGCAAAGCUCGAAUAUAAACGUGCAGGCUUCUUCUGGCUCCGAUGAAGAGUAUUCUUCAUCUUCGGAUGAUGAGAACGUCGAUUUUGUCCAGCUUACUAAACAGAGACGAUUGAAAGCAAUGAAGGCUGUUAAAAGUUUGAAACAACAAAUAAAUGAAACUACCUCUUCCAUCUCUCCAUCUCCUUCACAAUCUCCGAUGCCUGACCAGCUACUUGAGCAGGAAGAGCCUGAGUUGGACGACGAUUUGGUCGAUGCAGUUAUCGAGAGCGAAGAACGGAAAAUGAAAGGAGUAGAUGACGAUAACUCUAAUGCAAAUGCCAUUUCCAGUGUAGCUGACUAUUCAGAUGCUGAGUUAAACGGUGAUUUUGAAAGCAUGAACUUUGAUUUUUCAUUUGAAGAUACUAAUGAUGACACUGCUAAUGAUGUCAAAGGAAAACAUAGUGUACCACCUGCUAAGGACUCCAAAAAUUUACUAGACCGACUUAGAGACGAAGAUAUUGGUGAAGUUGUAGUGGAAGACACUAUCAAGGCUAGCAAUAGUGGCUCCCAAGCAGUGCUUAACAAAGUCGAUGAAAAGAAAUUAGAGAUUGAUGUUCCCAAGUUCAAUGAGAAGGAAAUCAAUUCUGAUGCAGACUACGAGUUCGAUAAUGAUGAUUUGAUUCAAACUUUGCUAAAAGAUAACGAUGACUUAGAAUUGCAAAAUCUAGACAAUAGUGAUGAUGAUUUUGAUUAUUUAAUAGCAAAUCAACAUAGGAUUGACCAGAAUGCAGUGAACAAAUCAGCGUCUAAGGAUCUGUCUUUGGAUAGUAUAAAUACAGAUGAUGCAUAUUUGAUGAAAGAAGAAACACAGGCGAUGUUGGACGAUUUCAAUAAAACAGCGAAAUCUCAAGCUUCUCUGAAAAACCGAAGAAGCAGCAUGUAUUACCAAACUCAACCCUUAAACAUCACAAACGACGAAGAGCUCGACGAUUUAGAUUUGGACUUAUUGAACAAUUUUGAACAAUUUUUACCCAAGCAACAGGCAAUGCGCAGACGAUCGUCAAUUUUGAACCAAACUCUUCUUUCUUCGUCAUCAGAUGGAGAAGAUAUCAACAUGAGUACGAACAUCAAUACUAUCAAGAGAAAUAAGAAACUUGCGAAGAAAAAGGCUAAAAAGGGGAGAAAAUUAACAAAUACAGAAUCGAGUGCUCACACGAAAGACAUUCGCAAGAUGUUGGGAAUCUCGAACGCUGACUCAAACUUCACUUCCAACUACACCUCAAAUGCUAUUGUUGAUAGUGACGAUGAUACAAAACUUUUAGAGUACAUUUUUGAAGAUUCAGAGUCAGAUAAUAUUUCUGCGUCUACCGAUAAUGUGGUCGACAAUGGAAACGAGACAGACGAGGAUGUAAAUCUACCGAAAAAGUCAGGUAAGAUUCUCGGCAGCAAACAUGCGAAGGAAAUUUUAUCUUCCAGUAAAGAUCAGUUUCGUGCACCCAAGCUAGGGACGUUCAUAACGAAGAAACCAUACAGUGUCAUUGAUGGUUUCACCACGAGGUUUUUACAGCCUCUCGUUGGAAAUCAUUCUGUAAUGCAAAAAGCAGCUGCAAUCAACAAACCAGAUACCGGUGAAUCCAGUGGGAUUGUUAACAGCAACAACCUGGCGCUUGAUGAACUUAUCAACAUCAGCGAAUUUGAUGAAGAUUAUUCGAACGUCGAACUCAAAGAAGACUUUGAUGAUUUUUUUGGAGACAAACGUAUACCGCUAACUGCUUUCCGAAACAAAGGUCUAAUAAAUAAUAAUGGCAACACGUCCACUAAUGAACUAAAUGCUUCUGCUCGAAGAUUUUCUUUCACUGAUAGAAACCAACGGAGGAAACAUCAUAAGUCUGCCAAAUCUACAACUAAGUCAGCUUCCAAACUCGUCAAGCCAUCUAAUAAACCCUAUAAAAUAAAAAAAGCAUCAUUUCAUCAGCCCCAACCAUUAGUUGGGGCUCUAGUACCAAAGUCCCCUACAUCCAUUGACACCAUUGAUUCAAGUAUCGGUAAAAUUCAUGAUCCUGCUUCUGUCGAUGAGAUGCUGUUGAUCGGCGUUGAUUCAAUACCAUUCACCGAGGAUUAUUUAGAUCCCCAUCACUCAAACUUCGAAAUCACAGCCCCGCACCAAUUUACAUCGCAGCGUAAAAGGAAAUCAAUGAGUCGCUCAUCGAAGGCCAGGAUCAGGAGGGCUAGUAUUGUUGAGGCUCAUGCUGAAGGAUUAAGACAAACAAAAAACGGAUUGUUUGAUGAAACUAUAAUGGACGAUGUUGAGGCUUUGCUAAUCGAUAUGGGUGAUGCGGAAGAAUACGGUUUUCUUUUCGGAAAUGAGGUUUGAUCGGACAUAACUCAGCUCUUUUAUUUUAUUGGUUUUCUUUU
Pichia membranifaciens NRRL Y-2026 is the source of this 2908-nucleotide messenger RNA. RefSeq lists its product as hypothetical. Gene Ontology annotation, biological process: regulation of ribosomal protein gene transcription by RNA polymerase II. Gene Ontology annotation, molecular function: transcription coregulator activity. The record is from RefSeq and is a predicted model, not a curated record. Bases 297 to 2867 code for a protein of 856 amino acids. The transcript has a single exon. Lineage: Eukaryota; Fungi; Ascomycota; Pichiomycetes; Pichiales; Pichiaceae.